Molecule: messenger RNA, 1211 nt
Organism: Camelina sativa (false flax)
Lineage: Eukaryota; Viridiplantae; Streptophyta; Magnoliopsida; Brassicales; Brassicaceae
Product: polygalacturonase-like
Biological process (GO): carbohydrate metabolic process
Molecular function (GO): polygalacturonase activity
Source: RefSeq, a predicted model, not a curated record
ACAAAAUGGAGAGGGUCCAAAGUACAAAUCUACACGCUUACAUCCUUAUUGCAAUAGCCCUCUUCUUGUCUUUAUCAAGACCAUCUCAUGCAACAAAACAAUUCAAUGUGUUGAGCUUCGGAGCUAAACCUAACGGUAUUGUUGACUCAGCUCCAGCUUUUGUCAAGGCAUGGGAUGCAGCGUGCGGAUCCACUGAUGCAGCCGUUAUAUACGUGCCAAAAGGACGGUAUCUGGUUAGCCCUGUUCGUUUCAAUGGUGUGGGUUGCAAGAGUCUUAAUAUUGUCUUCAGGAUCGAUGGUACUCUUGUUGGUUCGGAGGAUUACAUGUUUCUUGGGAAAGAAGCAAACUGGCUCAGCUUUGAACGAGUCAGUGGAGUUUCCGUUAUCGGUGGUUCUCUCGACCCCAAGGGACCCUCGUUGUGGUCUUGUAAAGCUUCAUCUAGCAACAACUGCCCAGCUGGUGCUACGACAAUGAGUUUUGUGGAGUCGAGUAGAAUCAAGGUGAAGGGAUUACUAUCACUGAACAGCCAAAUGUUCCACAUUGUCAUCAACCGAUGCCGUGAUGUUAAGCUCGAUGAUAUUCAAAUCGUGGCUGAUGGAAAAAGUCCUAACACAGAUGGCAUCCAUGUUCAGCUAUCGACCGAUGUUGAGAUCCGUAACGCUUCCAUCAAAACCGGUGACGACUGUAUCUCUAUUGGCCCUGGAACAAAGAACUUGUGGGUCGAACGAGUCACAUGUGGCCCUGGUCAUGGAAUCAGCAUUGGAAGCUUGGGAAAGGAUAGAGAAGAAGAAGGAGUUCAAAAUGUGACGGUGAAGAAGACAGUGUUUGUAGGAACAGACAAUGGAUUAAGAAUCAAGUCAUGGGCUAAUCCAACAUCUGGUUUUGUUCAGAGGGUUCGGUUCUUAGACUCUCUCAUGUUCAAUGUCAAGUUUCCCAUAAUUAUUGACCAACAUUACUGCCCUCAUAACAUCAACUGUCCUUCUCAGGAAUCGGGAGUGAGGAUAAACGAUGUAAUUUAUCAAGGCAUAAGAGGAACAUCGGCUACGAAAAUUGCUGUAAAUUUGGACUGUAGUUCUAAAACUCCAUGCACACGUAUAAGAAUGAAGGACAUUAAUUUGAGAUAUGCUAAUGAAACUGCACAAUCUUCAUGUGUCAAUGUCCUUGGUGAUAGUACUCUUGGUAAUUUGGUCAAACCCCAAGCCUGCUUCUGA